UGGCGUCUCUUGGCGUGGAACUUCUCGCAGCUCGUGCUUGAUUCUGAACGGAACGCUUUUGAUUCGGUUUACGGAAGUCGCUCAUCAUUAGUUACUGCACCGGAUUAGAGUCGCUUUCGCUGCUCGCUGUCAGACAGCAGAAUGCGGUUGACAUGUCGGCUGCUGUUCGCUGGCUGUAUGUUGUGGAGUUUGUCGGUCACGGCGGCGAUAGAGCCGAUCAGCACCAGCAUCGCGGUCGGGAUGGCCGCGGCGCUCACCGGGUUCCUGGCCCGUUAUCAGAACGUGCUCUAUUACUUCCAGGAGUGCUGCAGACCCGAGUGGAUCUCAUACAACAAAACAGGACUGAAUAAUGACCUCAGGACGAAGCUGUACGGGCAGCAUGUCGCGGCUCAGGUCAUCCUGAAAGCCGUCACAGGCUUCAUGAACAACGAAAACCCAAAGAAACCGCUGGUUCUGUCCCUCCACGGCUGGACCGGGACCGGGAAGAACUUUGUGAGCCAGAUUAUAGCGGAAAAUAUUUACCAGAAAGGGAUGAUGAGCAACUUUGUUCAUCUGUUUACAGCGACAGCACACUUUCCUCACGAGGCUCACAUUAACAAGUACAAGACCCAAUUACAGGAGUGGAUACGAGGGAAUGUUUCUAUCUGUCCACGUUCGAUGUUCAUCUUUGAUGAAAUGGAUAAAAUGCAUCCCGGGCUGAUCGACAGUAUUAAACCUUACCUGGACUUCUACGACAACCUGAACGGAGUGUCGUACAGAAAGGCCAUCUUCAUCUUCCUCAGCAACUCUGGAGGUGAGAAGAUCGUUGAGGUGGCUCUGAAUUUCUGGAGGGAUGGUAGAGAACGAAAGGAGAUCCAGCUGAAGGAUCUCGAGACAGCACUGUCACUGUCCGUCUUCAACAACAAAAACAGUGGUUUCUGGCACACUAGCUUAAUCGAUAUGAACCUGGUGGAUUUCUUCGUGCCAUUUCUUCCUCUGGAGUACAAGCACGUCAUUCAGUGCGGUUUGGCUGAGAUGGUCUCCAAGGGUCGCGCCCCAGAUAAAGAAGUGGUUGAAGCCAUGGCCCGCGACCUGAACUACUUCCCUAAAGAGGAGCGUGUCUUCUCCAUGCAGGGCUGCAAGGUCAUUCCCGCCAGACUGGACUUCUAUGUUUGAUCGAGAGGGGAAAAAAACAAAGACUCAAAGACAGCAAACUGGUUAUCUUCUGUGUGCUUUUUUUCCACAUAGCUUCUUCUGCAAUAGAAGGAAUUGCUCCUCAGACUGAAUUAUACGAAGUCACGCUCUCUAAAGACUAUAAAGCAGGGGAUGUUUUUACUAAAUCACAGGUGUUUUAUACAAUAAUGGAGACUGUUUUAUUCAUGUCGGCUCGGCUGCUGAAGUCCUUGCUCUCAAGGGUGUUUCUGUUCAAGAUGAUGAAGUUUCAGAGGAAGCUUUUUAAUUAAAUGACUUUGCACAUUGUGGAGCUCGUAAAAACACUGGCUGUCAGCGAUUUUAUAAUGAUCUGUAUUAAUUAUGAUGGGGAAAAAGUUAAUUAGCCUUUAUCUUGAAAUAUCCCAGAUACAUUCAUUUCUGCCUUUUUUUUUUUUCCAAGUUGAGGAUGAAGAUCCGGAAGAUGACUUGAAACCUAAAGAUAAUUUCUGUUUCCAAUUUGUCAGGAUUCAUAUUCGUGUCGUCGAUAUGUGCCACUGAUUCUGAUUGAAGGUUUUGUUGAGUAAAUCAAAGUGCCUGUUUAUCUUAAUAGAAAAAAACUUGAUUUAAACAAUUUCAUAUUUGAGACAUUCAUGAAACUUUUAUUUUUCAGUUGCACCAAGAUAAAAUGGCAAAAUACUGGAUCUGCGUAUUGAUUUUGAUAAAGCUGUAUGAUGUAAACAGACUCGCUCUUAAGAAUUCUAUUCAUGUUCACAUUGACAUGUUAAUUUCUAUAUCUUUUUCAUUGAGUUUCCCAGUGGUCCAUGAUUCACUGGAUCAGGAGUUUUAAAAUUAGACAUUGCUGAGACAGAUGUCUGUCAGAUACCAAUCCUAGAAAUGAACAGAAUAUAAAAAUGUCUUUACGACUUCAGAUGUCUAGAAAUCACCAUUUUUUAAUUCCCUGAUAUUUGCAGAUUUACCAAAAACAAUGUGCACACGAAUGUGCCUAAUUAAUUGAACCAUGCCCAAUUUGAUCAUUUUCACAAUGUGUAAUUACAAAAAUCAUAAUUUGCUAGAUUUGUACUUUCCAUUUAGUGCCAUAUUUAUCACAUGCCGAAUAGUAAACAAUGUAACAGACAUUUGAUGCCUAUUUUAAAUCUCACUUAAAAUAAUGACUCUGUAAAUGAUGACUUUUUAUGGCAUCUGAAUUAUCUAAAUGAUAGGUGCGAAGUGUUCCAGGACACUGUGUAAAUACAGUGAUAUUGCUGUGACGCCAUCACAGUACAGCAGUAUUGCAGCUGCUCUACUAAAACAGAACCAUUCAUGAAAAAUAAUAAACCCAAGAGAAACAGUGUAACAUUUUAUUUGAAAAUAAACAGCACUUCUGAUUUCUGAUCCACAUGUUCUUGUGAGCUUUGGGUCCAGAUGUGUAGACAAAACUCCAUCAACUGUCUUUAAAUCAUCUUUUUUCACGGUGUUUCCGAUGACAACA
Messenger RNA from Sinocyclocheilus grahami, 2620 nucleotides. Its product is annotated as torsin-1A-like. Gene Ontology annotation, molecular function: kinesin binding; ATP binding; ATP hydrolysis activity. The record is from RefSeq and is a predicted model, not a curated record. The coding region runs from base 142 to 1155 and encodes 337 amino acids. Gene Ontology annotation, cellular component: endoplasmic reticulum; nuclear envelope; endoplasmic reticulum lumen. Gene Ontology annotation, biological process: protein localization to nucleus; nuclear membrane organization. The transcript is spliced from 5 exons. Lineage: Eukaryota; Metazoa; Chordata; Actinopteri; Cypriniformes; Cyprinidae.